Molecule: messenger RNA, 5038 nt
Organism: Chanos chanos (milkfish)
Lineage: Eukaryota; Metazoa; Chordata; Actinopteri; Gonorynchiformes; Chanidae
Gene: rabgap1
Product: RAB GTPase activating protein 1
Exons: 27
Coding region: 140-3385 (1081 amino acids)
Biological process (GO): regulation of GTPase activity
Molecular function (GO): GTPase activator activity; small GTPase binding
Source: RefSeq, a predicted model, not a curated record
UACAGCAGCUGAGUGCUGUGUCUGGCUAAUGUUGAGCGAUGUUAUGAUAAGCCUCGUUGGACUAAAAUUAUAUUGUGGAAAAAGGUGAUUUCACUCAUUAAAGCUCAUUCAUGAAUGCGCCUGGCUUGGUUUAGCAGCCAUGGAUGACAAGGCGUCAGUUGGGAAAAUUAGCGUGUCAUCAGACUCGGUGUCCACCCUGAACAGUGAGGACUUUGUCCUGGUCUCCCGGCUGGGGGACGAUACCCCAUCCACAAAUAAUGGUAGCGAUGAUGAAAAGACAGGACUGAAGGUGAUUUCUGAGGAAGGGGUCAGCUUUAAGAUUGUGGGGAACGGCAGUGAGCAGCAGUUGCAGAGGGAACUGGAGGAUGUUCUGAUGGACCCGUCUGUGGCUGAGCUGACCACUGGGUCAGACCAAGCAGGAGAGGGGGGCCAAGGUUACCCUACGACUGCUGCACCCCUGCAGCAAUGUCAGGACCCCCUCAGCUCGCAGCCCAAACUGGAGAUGGUGCUGCCCGUGGUCCAAACAGCACAGGAGAGUGAGCUGAACGAGCGAUCCUACAGAGAGGAGGCAUCAGAGUCCAGCCCCACCCUGCUGGUGCCUGAUGAUGACAGCGUGGUGUUCAGUAAACUCACCUAUCUUGGCUGCGCCUCCGUUAAUGCUCCCCGCAGUGAAGUGGAGGCCCUGCGCAUGAUGAGUAUCCUCCGCAGCCAGUGCCAGCUCCCUCUGGAUGUCACCCUGUCUGUGCCUGGGGUGUCCGAGGGCACCGUCAGGUUGUUGGACCCUCAGACGAGCACAGAGAUCGCCAACUAUCCCAUCUAUAAGAUCCUGUUCUGUGUGCGCGGGCACGACGGCACGCCUGAGAGUGACUGCUUCGCCUUCACAGAGAGCCACUACAACGCCGAGAUCUUCCGCAUCCACGUCUUCCGCUGUGAAAUCCAGGAGGCGGUCAGCAGAAUACUGUACAGCUUUGCCACGGCAUUUCGGAGGUCAGCCAACAAGCCCUCUCUCUCGGCUCAAGCCCCGCCCAUGACACCAGACAGCGAUGUUUUCACCUUUACAGUCAGUCUGGAGAUCAAAGAGGAUGAUGGGAAGGGCACCUUUAGUGCAGUGUCAAAGGACAAGGACAAACAGAGUUUCAAACUGCGGCCCGGCAUGGACAAGAAGAUUGUCAUUUAUGUACAACAGACGUCUAAUAAGGAGCUGGCCAUUGAGAGGUGUUUUGGGCUGUUGUUGAGUCCAGGGAAGAAUGUGAAGAACAGUGACAUGCACCUGCUUGACCUGGAGUCAAUGGGUAAAAGCUCAGAUGGGAAGUCUUACAUCAUUACUGGGAGCUGGAAUCCCAAUACACCUCAAUUCCAGCCUGUAAACGAAGAGACUCCCAAAGAUAAAUUCAUGUACAUGACCACGGCAGUGGACCUUGUCAUCACCGAGGUGGAAGAGCCAGUGCGUUUUUUGUUGGAGACGCGAGUUCGAGUGUGCUCUCCCAAUGAGAGGCUCUUCUGGCCCUUCAGCAAACGCAGCUACACUGAGACCUUUUACCUAAAACUCAGACAGAUGGAGAGGAAGGAGAGGAAGAGUAACACAGACACCAUGUAUGAGGUGGUGAGUCUGGAGAGUGAAUCUGAGAGGGAGAGAAAGAAAACCACAGCCAGCCCAAGUAUCUUACAGUCUGCCUCCCAUGGCUCCAUGGUGCCUUCUCCUCCUGAGGACGAUGAGGAGGAAGACAAUGAUGAACCAUUGCUGAGUGGCUCCGGAGACGUAUCUAAGGAGUGUGCUGAGAAAAUUCUGGAAACCUGGGGAGACCUGCUGUCAAAAUGGCACAUGAACCUGUCUGUGCGGCCCAAGCAACUCCCAGCAUUAGUCCGCAGCGGUGUCCCAGAAGCCCUCAGGGGGGAAGUGUGGCAGCUCCUGGCUGGUUGCCAUAACAAUGACCACCAGGUGGAGGAGUACCGCACACUCAUUACUAAGGAAUCCCCACAAGACAGUGCUAUCACCAGAGACAUAAACCGCACAUUUCCAGCCCAUGACUACUUCAAAGACACAGGAGGAGAUGGCCAAGACUCGCUCUAUAAGAUCUGCAAGGCAUACUCGGUGUAUGACGAAGAGAUUGGUUACUGCCAAGGCCAGUCCUUUCUUGCCGCUGUGCUGCUGCUACACAUGCCAGAGGAACAGGCCUUCAGUGUGCUGGUGAAAAUCAUGUUUGAUUAUGGUCUCAGGGAGCUUUUUAAGCAGAACUUUGAAGACCUGCACUGCAAGUUCUUCCAGCUGGAGAGACUCAUGCAGGAGUACAUUCCAGACCUGUAUGCUCACUUCUUGAACGUGGGUUUGGAGGCGCACAUGUACGCCUCUCAGUGGUUCCUCACCCUGUUCACAGCCAAGUUCCCUCUCUACAUGGUCUUUCACAUCAUAGACCUGCUACUGUGUGAGGGCAUCAGUGUGAUAUUUAAUGUAGCUCUGGCAUUACUGAAGACCUCCAAGGAUGACCUUCUUCAGACAGACUUUGAGGGUGCACUGAAGUUUUUCAGAGUCCCCGUGCCAAAGCGCUACCGCUCGGAAGAGAACGCUAAGAAACUGAUGGAGCUCGCCUGCAGCAUGAAGAUCAGUCAGAAGAAGCUGAAAAAGUAUGAGAAGGAGUACCAUGCCAUGAGGGAGCAACAGGAGCAGCAGGAGGCUCCCAUAGAGAGAUAUGAGAGGGAGAACAGGCGGCUUCAGGAAGCCAACAUGCGUCUGGAGCAGGAGAACGAUGAUUUGGCUCAUGAGCUGGUCAGCAGCAAGAUCGCCUUGCGGAAAGAUCUGGACAACGCUGAGGAGAAGGCAGACGCUCUGAAUAAGGAGUUACUGAUCACUAAACAGAAGCUGGUUGACUCUGAGGAUGAAAAGAGGAGACUGGAGGAAGAAUCUGCCCAGCUCAAAGAAAUGUGCCGACGGGAGCUGGAUAAAUCUGAAUCAGAGAUCAAGAAGAACGGCUCCAUUAUCGGAGAAUAUAAGCAGAUCUGCUCUCAGCUGAGCGAGCGUCUGGAGAAGCAGCAGACGGCUAACCGCGGAGAGCUGGAGAAGAUCAUGAUGAAGGUGGAGGACUGUGAGAGAUGCAGCGUGCUCUUCAAUAAGGAGGGCCGCCUAAAGGUGCUGAGCGCCGCCAAAGAGGGCAGCGAGGAGGAGACGGACGAGGAGAAGGAGACGCUGAAGAAUCAGCUGAGGGAGAUGGAGCUAGAGUUGGCUCAGACCAAACUACAACUGGUAGAGGCAGAGUGCAAAAUCCAGGACCUGGAGCAUCAUCUGGGCCUGGCACUGAAUGAGGUCCAAGCUGCCAAGAAGACCUGGUUCAACCGGACGUUAAGCUCCAUCAAGACUGUGACAGGGGCCCAAGGCAAGGAGACCACCUAACCAUGAGGGAAUCUCCUUUAGACUGACCGCACCUCCCUGUCAGCCCUGCUCCACACUCUACCCCCUCUCUCCUCCACUGGCCAGUGGUGCCUCCCCUCCCCUCCCCUCAUCCACUGGACCAGAACGAACCACAUGAGUUUCUCUUCUUUUCUUCCAUUUUUUUAUUCAAAAUGAACUUAACUCAACUGGUACAACUGCCCCAGACAAAAGUACUUUACUGAGAGAAAAGAAGGCUUUAAGGCUAGUCUUUAUACUACUGAUAUUUAACAGGUGAGGUGGGGGUAGCACAGCGAUCUGUGCUCCCUCUGCUGGCAUAGGAUUAUAACACUCUGGCUACUGUCCUACACAAGACUACUUGCACAAAAAAAACCCAGAAUAUUCAACUGAACCUAUGGUACGAGUGAUAACAAUCUCCUUUUCAAACAAAGCUUUUCUAAUUUCCGUUGGACAAUAACUUUAGUUUAUACUAUCUGACUGAGCGAGCAUAUGUGUCAAUGAGAAUGUGUGUGCAUGUUUGUAAGAUGACAAAUGGGAGUGCGUAUGAGUAUGGGCAAUGUUUGGAAAGACCUGUUUUAUUGUGAUACGUGUGUGUGUGCGCGUGAGUGUGAGAGAGAGAGUGUGAGUGUAUGCUGACCUAACUGAAGAAGCUUAGUGCUGUUGACUGAGAGUUGCUGUGGUAGAGCUCAGAUAAAGGCUUAACCUGUGGGUUAGGCUAAGGUAAAACACAGAUUUUUUUUUUUUUAGCACAUUGUACAGCAGAACUAUCUGCUGUGAGCGCCACUCCUCCACUGACCACUAGUGGGCACCCUGCCUGUGGUGGAUCACAGAGCUCAGAGCAGGUUCUUGCUGAGAUGAGCUGGGGAAAAGAUAGGGACAUGUCGGUGGGCUUUCAGGUCUUCCUGAAGCAGACCCUCCUCCACCCGUGCUUCUCCUGACCCGUACUACGGCUGGCUGUCGUCUGCUGCGAACGAGUGUGAUUCAGGCAAAAGUAACACCCUGGUCACCAAAGCACUUCCUCAGACCCAGAGCCUGCGUGUGAGCUCACCUACCUUAUCCCAGCAUUAAAGACCACACAUGGUCGCGGUCAGGAAGCCCGCGAUACAGGUAAGACGAGACCAGAGCAUGUGUGACCCUGGUCCUUGUACCUGGAAGGAGCAUUAAGAAGUGAGGUGCAUGUGCGUAUGCAUUAAGUGUUUGUACGUGUGUGUGUGUAUAUAUAUAAGAGGACGCUAUGUAAAGAACACUUUGUGGGUUGGGGGAGGGAGAGAGGGGGAAGGUGCACCUUAAAGAUAUUUAUAAUGGGAUUUGGUUUGCUCGAGUCUUUGCUGAGGUCAGUGGAAGUCCCUCGUGCCCUGACAGAUAAUGGGGUCAUUCCAAGAGGCACUGGCUUGUACAUAAGACGCAAAUGAGGUUUUGUUUAUUUUGUACUUUGACUCUCCUUGGUAACUGUACUAAUGUUGCCUAAUUGUACUGUGUUCCAAAAUAAUGACUCGUUUUUGCUCAAAGCUUUUGUCUUAAAUGUCAAACUACUGUCUCAUCUAUUACAUGCCAAAUGUACCUUCAUCCAACAUUACAUAUAUGUGAACAUUGUAAUAGUGUAGGUUGCAUUGUGUAUACUUCAAGAAUUUCAGUAUAAAGUUACAAACACAAACC